Molecule: messenger RNA, 1556 nt
Organism: Tachysurus fulvidraco (yellow catfish)
Lineage: Eukaryota; Metazoa; Chordata; Actinopteri; Siluriformes; Bagridae
Gene: med20
Product: mediator complex subunit 20
Exons: 4
Coding region: 150-839 (229 amino acids)
Biological process (GO): regulation of transcription by RNA polymerase II
Cellular component (GO): mediator complex
Molecular function (GO): transcription coactivator activity
Source: RefSeq, a predicted model, not a curated record
UUUUUAUACAUUAAGCUGAAAAUCCGCACCGGAUUAUUGCCAAAUUACUAAAUUACUCCACAUACACGACCACAAAAUCGUUAUAACUUAUUUUCUUUUACCGUCAGUCGUAGAGCAAACCGGAAGCAGUCGUAGGACCCCGGAAAUUAAUGAAUGUAGCAGGUUUAUUUUUGCGCCGCACAAAAUAUCAUUUGUAUAAAAUGGGAGUUACUUGUGUGUGUCAAUUGCCGGUGGUGGAGGGGAAAAGUGUCCAGCAGACGGUGGAGCAGCUGCAUAAGAGACUGGAGCAGCUCGGAGCAGUGAAACAGGGCAGUUUCUUUGUCGACUGUGAGACGUAUCAUGCUACUGCUAACACUGGAGCUCAGCCUUCUAAACUCCUGUAUGUGAUGCAUAACUCUGAGACGCCUCUCAGCUGUCUGGCUCUGUUUGACGGUGGCCCUACACUGGCGGCGGACGCUAACUUUGAUGUGCUCAUGGUGAAGCUAAAGAGUCACUUCCAGAAUGCUAAGGGCCACAAAGUAGAGAGCCGCGGAGCCCGUUAUCGCUACGCCGACUUCCUGAUUAAAGUCGGGACAGUAACAAUGAGCUCCAGCGCUCGGGGGAUUUCAGUGGAGGUGGAGUACUCCGCUUGUGUAGUUCCUGGUGACUGUUGGAACCUGAUGAAGGAGUUCAUGCAGAGUUUUCUGGGCUCCAGUGUUCCUGACCUGCCCUCUGUGUUCAGCAGUAAGGCUGAGGGUCUGUUCGCUCCGGCUGACUGCAUGGACACCAUGAACCAGUACCUCGAGCUCUUCAGCAAAAUCCGCAAACAGCAGGUGCUGCCAGGGAGCGGCGUGCGCUGACAAACACACACACACAAGCUGGAAAGAAGCCACAACAUACAGAUCUGCUGUGGAACAGAACUGUCAGCUCUGGACCAGGACAUAAACUGUAAAACUUCACAAGUCAAUCACACUUCCAGUUUCUCAGCUGUGUUUUGUUUACUGCUGUAUCAAAGUGAGGGGGCACUGAGACUGAAUUUGUGUGUGUGUGUGUGUGGGGGGGGGUUUAAUGUAAAAUUUUUACUAAAAUAAAGUUGAACUGUAGCAGUAAUAUUGUAAUUUAUAAUUAUUGGGAUAAAAACACUGCAGCACUCAUGCAGUGUGACUCAAAACAGUUUCUGAUCCCAUCCGUUGUAUCCAUUUAUAGUUACAAUGCUGUGGAAGAUCCAUGAAACUCUUCUGUUAUAGCAGCUGGUUCUCUCAGCAGCUGUCCUUUAUCCUCUUUAUUAUUAUAUGCAUGUACACUGACACUUAUUUUGUUUUUACCUCUCGACAACAGAGGGUGGAAGGGCAACAAACAUUAAAAUUGCUAUUAGAAAUAUCAAAAAAGUAAAGAAAUUGCAAUAAAAAUCAAAUGAAAUGCAAUAAAAAUACAAAUAUGGCUGUAAAAUACAGUUUACAAUGUAAGAGAACUCAUUCAAUAGAAAUUCCAUAGUACACUGUUUGUGCGAGUAUGUGAUUAAAUUGAAUUAAUGUGAUAAUAUUUUUUUAGUAAAUAAUACUAUUUUUUAGGUGAAA